AUGGGGUGGGCAGAGCUGUACCGGAUCGUGGAGAGGAUGCGCUCGCUGGGGAUGAUCACGGUGCUGCCAGCCUUCGCGGGCCACGUACCCCAGGGGGUUCUUCGGGUUUUCCCGCAUGUGAAUGCCACUCGCCUUGGGGGCUGGAGCCACUUCGACUGCACCUACUCGUGUACCUACCUGCUGGACCCAGAGGACCCCAUGUUCCAGGUGAUCGGGACCCUCUUCCUGAAGGAGCUGAUCAAAGAGUUCGGCACAGACCACGUCUAUAGCGCUGACACCUUCAACGAGAUGACCCCCCUCUCCUCUGACCCUGCCUAUCUCUCGAGGGUCAGCAACGCUGUUUUCAGGUCGAUGACGGGAGCCGACCCCGAGGCGCUGUGGCUGAUGCAGGGCUGGCUCCUCCCUGGUGUGCGCCUGCUCCGGCACAAGGUCCUGACGGAGCUGAUCGAGCCGUACGAGCUGCGAGUGGCGAAGCUGCGCGAGUUCCUGGAGGACGUGAAGCCCUCGCUGCGUUACGACAUCGUGCCCCUGGUCGACCCCUAUGGCCCCUCGGUCACAGACCCCAGCCUGCAGUGCUUGGUGGUCAGCGAGGAGACCCACAGGGGAGGGGAGGCUGUGAACAAGAAGAGACGUGAAAACGGGCUCCCCGAGUUGGCUCUCUACGAGAUCCUGUUGAUGAAGGACCCCGACCACAGUCAGAACGAGGAGGAGAAGAUCAGCUCCUCCAGCCUCCGGCAGAGGCUGCUGGGGACGCUGCUGCGGCCCCCGCGGCAAGACCCUACCUUGCCUUCACGCCCGUACGUGAUCGGCCUGACUGGAGGAACCGGGAGUGGGAAAACCGCCAUUGCCAAACUCCUGGGGCACCUGGGAGCGUUCCUCAUCGACGCCGACAAGCUGGGCCAUGCCGUCUAUGUCCCCAGUGGCCCUGCCUACGAGCAGGUGGUGGCGGCCUUUGGGGCAGAAAUCUUGAAUGAAGAUGGGACGAUUAAUAGGAAAGUCCUUGGGGCCAAAGUGUUUGGAAACCAGGAGCGGCUGAAGAGUCUCACGGAUAUUGUGUGGCCUGAGAUGGCCCGGAUGGUCAAGGAGCAGAUCGGGGAGGCAGAUGCUCAAGGAAAGGCCGUGUGCGUGCUGGACGCUGCUGUGCUGCUGGAGGCAGGCUGGCAAGACAUGGUCCAUGAGGUGUGGACGGCCAUCAUCCCGGAGGAGGAGGCUGUGAAGCGCAUCAUGGCCAGGGACGGGCUGAGCGAGGAGGCUGCUCGCAGCCGGCUGCAGAGCCAGAUGACCAACAGCCAAAGGGUGGAGCAGUCUCAGGUGGUGCUGUGCACGCUCUGGGAGCCGGACGUCACCCGCAAGCAGGUGAGCCCUGGGCUGGCUGCAGCACUGGGGUCUGUCACGGGUGGCGAAGGGGGAGGCGGGCGACCGUGA
Pygoscelis adeliae (Adelie penguin) is the source of this 1425-nucleotide messenger RNA. RefSeq names its product CoA synthase (gene COASY). Gene Ontology annotation, biological process: coenzyme A biosynthetic process. The record is from RefSeq and is a predicted model, not a curated record. The transcript is spliced from 12 exons. The coding region runs from base 1 to 1425 and encodes 474 amino acids. Gene Ontology annotation, molecular function: dephospho-CoA kinase activity; ATP binding. Lineage: Eukaryota; Metazoa; Chordata; Aves; Sphenisciformes; Spheniscidae.